CGUGCCGCGUGCGCGUUCGUGUAAAACUGAAACUCUGAAAUACCGCAAAAAACCAACAAAAAAAAAAAAACUUAAAAAAAAUAAAAAAGAAGAAAACUCUGCUAAAAAUGCCGCGUGAGCCGCUACAAAGACGCAACGUGGUCCGCCUCAGCCGGCUGUGGAUGCUACCGUUGCUGGGCCUGUGCCUGGCCAGCUUCGGCCUGCGCUGCGAUGCGCGUGCGGUGAACGUGAGCAACACUUGGACCAUGCCGCAGGAGGGCUUGAAUGUGUUCUAUCGUUUCUUUCGUGAUCGCAUCUCCUGGUUCGAGGCGGACGCCGUUUGCCAGUUCCAUCAUGCCAAUCUGGUGACAGUCGACAACAGUUUUCAAUUUGAUGCAACUCGCGACCUGCUGCGGGAAUUGGAUGUGAACGACAUCGUUUGGAUUGGACUCAUGCGGCCGCAGAACUCGGAUCGCUUCAUGUGGUCCAACUCACGACCCUUGGUGGUGGACACCGGCUACUGGGCGGAGUCAUUGCCGCUGAUGGACGCGCCCCUCUGUGCCGUUAUCGAUCCCAUACGCGACUAUCGUUGGCAUGCCCUGCGCUGCGGCGGUCCCGAGACAGCCUCGUUCCUGUGCGAAAUGCCAGUGCCCAGCUGGGCAGAUGCCUGCAUCCUGAAGGAGAUGCCCAACCUGACCAUGCAAUACAUGGCGGACACGGCCAGCAUUGAGCUGAUCAGGAACUGCCAGGAGGAGGGUCUGCUGCGGCACAGCUGCAAGGGCAAAGAGGAUCGAGAGCGGGCCGUGCGCGAGCUGAUCUGCCCGAAGGAGCGGCUGGAGGCGCAACGCAUCAACGACAUCACCAACUCGCACUUUAAGUCGCUGCAGAUCAUCAAGAGCAUUCGCACCGACAACAACGAGAACAACGACAUCGACCUGAUGCCCCUGGUGGCCAACUAUGCUGCCAGCGUCAUGAAGAUCGAGGUGGCCACCGUCGCACCGCCGCCGCCGCCAGCCGAGCGCUUCAGCCUGGACAGGCUGAUAAUGCCGGUGGCCCGUUACCACAUCCCGGACGAGGUGCCCAUGCCCGUCAAGAAGUCCGCCAAGAAGGUGAACAUAAACGAUGAGCACGCCAAGAAGCUGUUGGCACAGCAUCAGACCCAGAUGCGCAAGGCCCCAACUACGACCACGCCCAUGCCCACAACUACGACUAGGACUACGACCACGAGCCCGCAGCCGAUAUCCCAUCUGGACAUGAUGAUGGGCGAUCAGCCGGCGCUGAGCGAGGAGCAGCUGCCGGAGGAUGUCAGCGAUAGCGAUGUGUCCAAUGAGAUAUUCGAGGCGUUGCCGCAUAAGAAGAAAAUAUUGCCGCAGGACCUGAGGACAAUGCCGACCAUAACUGAGGCAACAGCAGCAGCAGCAACAACAACAGCAACAGCAGCAACUGAGGCGGCAAUAAGUGCCAAGGAGUCGACCACGGCAGCAGCAGCAACAACAACAGAAGCAGUAACAACAACAACAACAACUGCAGCACCAGCGACAACAUCGGCGCCAGCAACAAUAGCAGCCGCAACGCGAGCCACAACAACCGAAAGCAACAUUAUGAUAACAACAACAGCAACAGCAGCAACUCCAGCCGCAGCAACGGAUGUGACAAUGGAAACGGAUACAGAUACAACAGUUGUUGCCGCCACUGGCAACACUUCCAAUACCUACGGCAGCAGCAGCAGUAUCACGAGCAGCAGCAUCACGAGCAGCAGCAUCACGAGCACCAGCAACAUCCCAACCCCAACGACAACAGCAAUGCCAUUGGGAACGUCAACGACCGUGGUUAGCAUUGCACAUCCCAUACAUCCGGUGCAGCAAAAUCGCGAUGAAAGUGCCCAUCCACAUGUCAAAGAAACGGCGGACAACUCGCACUUCAUACCGCCAAUGUUGCUGGUCAAAUCGCACUAUGUGCCGCCUGCCAAGCAUGGCGAGCACGGCGAGCACAAGUCCGAGCAUCUUGCUACCAAUACGCUGGCAACAACAACAACUGCAGCAGCUGCAGCCACGACAAGACAUCAAAAUGUUGCUGGCGUGACAGCAGCAGCAACAGCAGCUCCAGACGCAGCAACCAAAAUGACGCCAACAGUUACAACAAUCAGGACAACACAAGAAGCAGCAACAGCAGCAACAACAAUGUCAGCUGGAAAAGUGCCUACUAGCGAGGCGCCAACAGCCGCCACAAAAGAGCCAACAGCUAAUGAAAACAGCUCGAAUGCAGCAGCAACAGCAACAGCAGCAACAUCUGCUGCUGCUAUCGAUAUGCAGAGCGCCACAAAGUUGCAGUUGGAUGGCGAGAGCGUGACCGAGGAUGGGAAUGGGAAUGGGGAUGGAGAUGAGGAUGAGCUGGAGCUAACGAGCGCCACAACACGACGCAACUUCCUGCAGGAGGAAACCGAGGCGCCAUUCAAGCCAAAUCGACACCGUUCGCUAACAAAGCCGGAAACCGUCAGCUAUUUCAAGAAGAUCUUGGGCUAAGAGCAGCAGCAGCAGCAGCAACUGUAACUGAAGCGACUUUGCAGUUAACACAUAUUUCCGACUCACCACCCAUCCACAGCCCCCUAUCACCCCCUGAUCCUUGCAAUGUAAUUGGUGUGCAACAACAACAAAAAAUAUCGAAAAUCAAAGCUGCAUUGCCAGCAAAUUGAAUCAGUUGAUGUCGUUGCCUGAUUCCAGCCACCAACAACAGCAACAACAACAACAACAACAGCAGCAACAACAACAACCACAUUCCACAUUCUGGCCAAAGUUUGUAAAACUUGGCUAUGUCCGCCCCCGCACGGCUCCACACCGGAAACUUAAGCUGUUAGUCAACGCCAGGCGGAAACGCAAAGCAGCCAAAAGAAAACUCAAGCACAGUAGGAGAGAAAGCAAGAGAGAGAGAGAUAGAGAGAGAGAGAGAGAGAGAGAGAGGGAGAGUGUGCGGGCGAGUGGCAGCAGCAGGUUCCAGUUGGGAGCACCAAAUAUGUCAAUUCUUUGCAGCACAAACCACAAAGUAAUGCACCACCAAUACACACACACACAUACGCACACACACACCCACGUACACGCACACAGUGACAAAUUUAGGCACCGGCAAAGUCUGUCGAAGUAAAGGCAGGAAGAGAAAUAAAAAUAUAAAUGAAAAUGAAAAACAAUUCGAGGAGCAGAAGAAAGGUGGUUGCAUACCAAAGGCCAAAUCUUAAGUAUGAUAAAUACUAUUAUAAAUGUUUACAGAGCUAUUCGUAAUAUACACAUAAGAUACACAACCAUUGCGAGCGUCUGUUUCGUCAAAUUUCGUUUACUCUAGCCCAAAACAGGAAAAGCAAAGCUGGCAAAAAAUACCAAAAGGAAACACACCGACUGCAUAAUACUCACGCACAAAUUCCAAAAAAAACCUGAAAAUAGGCCAUAAAUUUAUUAGAUGAUAUCGAUUUUUGUAGCACUUCAAGCUCUGAAACUGUGCAAAAUAUCGAUGUAUCGAUCAUGUAUCAAUAUAUAUAUCGGUAUAUAUAUAACAAUUAAUUGAUAUAUUUAUAUCUAUAUAAUUAUCGAUAUGUUUAUAUAUAUCGAUAAAUCUUAAUACUGUUUGUAGCACUUCCACCAUAGGCUUCAGUCAAAAUGUGCUCACUCUAGCUCUGAAACCGUGAAAAUAUCGAUGCAUCGAUAUAUAUCGAUAGUAUAUCAAUAUAUAUAAAGAUAUGUACAUCAAUCAAUUGAUAUCUCUGUCUCUAUUUGUAUCGAUAUGUUUAUUUUAAUCGAUAUAUCGAUAUUAUCGUAGCUUAUUAUCUUGAAUGGUCAAAUAGAUGAGCUCACAUACACGUAUUUAGACGUAUCGAUAUUAUAUCAGUAUAUAUAUCGAUAUAGAUAGCAAUCAAUUGAUGAUAAUCUAUAUCUAUAUAUAUAUCGAUAAGUCGAUCUUAUCUCAGCUUAUUAGCUGAUGUAAGCAUAUAGACGAGCAUAAUUAUACCUACUUAGUUUCAAGCUUCGCCAAAAAGGCGAACAGAAUUUGCACAAAAACUAAUAUGUAGGAUAUCGAUAUGUAUCGAUCUUAUAUCAAUUUGUAUAGAGAUAUAGUUAUCAAGCAACUGAUAUAUCUAUGUCUACAUAUUUAUCGAUAUGUUUGCAUGCAUAUCGAUAUAUCGAUAUUAUCUUAGCUAAUUAUUCGAUGCGCGCAUAUAGACAGGCAUGAAUAAACCUAGUUUCCAGCUUCACCAAAAAGGCGAACAGACUUUGCACCAAAGCCAAUAUACCGCACUUUACACUUUGCAAACAGGGCAUUGAGAACCGAAAGCACAAAGUAAACAUUUGAUUCGCAUCGGGCAAAUAUGUCUAUGGUUUGUGCACAUCAUAAGAUAAUUGAACUGGCAGUCUAUUAAUCAGAAACAUUCAAGUAUUAAACAUAAGUAUUACGCGCGAAACAGGCCUCGUCAAAUAUAUAUUAUGAAUACAAUCUACACACACAAAUGUUGUAAAAGUUGGUGUUUUUUUUUUGU
This is a messenger RNA of Drosophila novamexicana, 4498 nucleotides long. Its product is annotated as mucin-5AC. Bases 108 to 2501 code for a protein of 797 amino acids. The record is from RefSeq and is a predicted model, not a curated record. The transcript has 8 exons. NCBI's taxonomy places the organism in Eukaryota, Metazoa, Arthropoda, Insecta, Diptera, Drosophilidae.